Molecule: messenger RNA, 2887 nt
Organism: Cynoglossus semilaevis (tongue sole)
Lineage: Eukaryota; Metazoa; Chordata; Actinopteri; Pleuronectiformes; Cynoglossidae
Gene: suz12b
Product: SUZ12 polycomb repressive complex 2 subunit b
Exons: 17
Coding region: 296-2365 (689 amino acids)
Cellular component (GO): RSC-type complex; ESC/E(Z) complex; nucleus
Molecular function (GO): chromatin DNA binding
Source: RefSeq, a predicted model, not a curated record
UGUCUACCCUCUUGCCAUUGGCUGACAACUGACUCCAGCUCUGUUGUUCAGUACAAAACUGAAGGGAACGGUUCCGACCGUAAUUAUCAUUUUAAUACCGACAAGUUGAUUGGAAACACCUUCAAAACAAUAUCUGAUAACGGUCAACAACAAGGGUUUGCUUGUGAGGUCGUCAUGCCGUCUGUGUUCACCCUUUUGAACUGAGCAAGCGUCUGGUCACCUCCCCUUCAUCUUCAUGGCUUUCUGCUUUUGAGUCUGCCAGGCUUGAGCUGAAGGCAGCGAGGCAAGCGAAUUAAUGCCAUCGGCCAGGAGCUCGGGUCAUAUUAUGAGUGGAGCGACUUACAAAGCCAACGGCGCCGUGUAUCCUCCCUCAUCAGCGAUGAUGAAGAAGCCGAAGAUGGAGCAAAUUCAGGCCGACCGUGAGCUCUUCCUACAGGCCUUUGAAAAGCCCACACAGAUUUACCGAUUUCUUCGCACAAGGAACUUAAUUGCACCCAUAUUUUUGCACAGGACGCUGACCUUCAUGUCUCACAGAAACAGUCGAACAAAUGCCAGAAGGAAAACAUUCAAAGUGGAUAGUUUGUUACAGAAAGUGGAAAAAAUGAAAGGAGAGCAGGAUACACCAAGUUUGUCAUCACAUUUACAGUUAACUUUCACUGGGUUCUUCCAUAAGGAUGAAAAGCCAUCUCAGGUUUCAGAAAAUGAACAACAUUCUGUGUCCUUAGAGGUGCUACUUGUCAAAGUCUGCCAUAAAAAACGCAAGGAUGUCAGCUGUCCAAUAAAGCAAGUGCCUACAGGUAAAAAGCAGGUGCCUUUGAAUCCUGACGGUAACCAAACCAAGCCUGGCUCCUACCCGUCCUUACUGGUCUCCAGCAAUGAGUUUGAGCCCAGCAACAGUCACAUGGUGAAGUCUUAUUCACUCUUAUUCAGAGUGUCGCAUACAGGAAGGAGAAACACCAAUGGCCUGGUCAAUGGAGAGGCAAAUGAAAACAUUGAUGUAACUGAUACUCCGAGUAGAAAAAAGAGAACCUCGUCCCACAGAGAAGAGGGAGAGAAGACGGAAACGUACAUUGCCCAGAUGACCGUCUUCGAUAAGAAUAGGAGGUUGCAGCUCCUGGAUGGGGAGUAUGAAGUGUCAAUGCAAGGGAUGGACGAUAGCCCUGUGAGCAAGAAACAAGCUACAUGGGAAACGAUUCUUGACGGAAAGAGGCUGCCACCAUUUGAGACAUUUUCUCAGGGACCCACAUUGCAGUUCACGCUGCGUUGGACAGGUGACGCCAGUGGAAACUCCACUGCCACAGUCGCAAAACCCCUUGCUACCCGCAACUCUGACAGCUCCACUCCCAUGGAGUCGAGGACCAGUAACCAUCGAGCUGCAGUCAUGACGGUGAAAAAGUCGGUCACCACCGAGAUCCAGCUGAGACAAGAGCAGAUACCGUGUGAGCCACGACAGAAGCUUCGUAUAUUUUAUCAGUUCCUGUACAACAACAACACACGGCAGCAGACAGAAGCCAGAGAUGAUCUUCACUGUCCGUGGUGCACACUCAACUGCAGCAAACUCUACAGUUUACUGAAACACCUCAAACUCUCCCACUCCCGCUUUAUAUUCAGCUAUGUGCCUGAUCCCAAGGGAGCAAGGAUAGAUGUUUCCAUCAACGAGUGCUAUGAUGGUUCGUAUGUGGGCAACCCUCAGGACAUCCACAGUCAACCGGGCUUCGCUUUCAGCCGUAACGGCCCAGUCAAGAGGACCGCUGUCACUCACAUACUGGUUUGCAGGCCCAAGAGAACCAAACCAAGUUUGUCUGAGUUUCUGGAGUCGGAGGAUGGAGAGUUGGAGCAACAGAGAACCUACGUCAGUGGACACAACCGCCUCUACUUCCAUAGUGACAGCUGCAUGCCCCUCAGACCUCAAGAGAUGGAUGUGGACAGUGAAGAUGAGAGAGAUCCAGAGUGGCUCCGAGAGAAGACUGCAACGCAAUUGGACGAGUUCACAGAUGUAAACGAAGGAGAGAAGGAAGUGAUGAAGUUAUGGAAUCUUCAUGUAAUGAAGCACGGUUUUAUAGCAGACAACCAGAUGAAUCAGGCCAUCAUGCUUUUUGUCCAGAACUGUGGUGCUCACAUCAUCCGACGCAAACUCUGCCGCAAUUUCCUCUUGCAUCUGGUCAGCAUGCACGACUUUAACCUGGUGAACACGUCCACCAUUGACCGUGCUAUGGCUCGUCUGCAGCAGAUCAAAGAAGAGCUGCCGGACAGUGAGGAGCAGCAGGAUCAGAGCGUGGUCUCACCUGGGGCCUGCAAUGGCAACACUGUGACCUCCAGUGGGGGAAAGCAGGGCAAGAGGACAAAAAGUGCACUAACAGACUGAUGCACGUCAGAUGAUGAUGGAACAGUGGAUGACACGUUUGUGUUUUAUUUUGUUUUAUUUUUCAAUUAACAUUACCAACCCUUGGUGCUAGUUAGGUGGAAGAACUGGUCGACAUCACAGUUACUAGUACAAAAAGCCCGUAAAGAUUGUGUUAGUACCGUCCGGAAUAAAUCGGGUUUUGCUGGUAGGUUGCCAUGACAGUAGUAUUAUACUGUACGCUUGGAUCCUGGACAAUGACGGAGUUUGAAGAGUUUCGAUCCAGGCAGAAUUCCUACAUUAUAACCUCUAAGCCUUUUAGUCUCCAUUGAUAAAAACUGAAGUGGAUCCAGGGAACAUUUUGGGAUUUUUUUUUCCUAUGACACUGAAACCUAAGAGACUGAAAUAACCAGCAGCACAUCACCACACACGGUGUCAAGUGCACAGUAGUGGAAAUAUGGAAGUCAGCAGUUUUCUAUUGACUCAUUCAGAGUGUGUACUUGUGAUCGUCCCACCUUGUUAUACAGUAAUCAGAUCUCAAAGCAA